Molecule: messenger RNA, 520 nt
Organism: Tripterygium wilfordii
Lineage: Eukaryota; Viridiplantae; Streptophyta; Magnoliopsida; Celastrales; Celastraceae
Product: transmembrane protein 258-like
Exons: 4
Coding region: 152-382 (76 amino acids)
Biological process (GO): protein N-linked glycosylation
Cellular component (GO): membrane-bounded organelle
Source: RefSeq, a predicted model, not a curated record
UCACGUGCUGCCGUAACAUCAAAUACCUAAAGCCUAGAAAUUAACGUUCUCUGUUAGAGAGAGAAACAACAGCUCUUCAGUUGGAAGCGUUCCUCGCGCGUGAAUUCUCAGAUCGGAGCAAAGAUCUGACAUCCUCCUCUGCCUUGCAGUCAUGGCUCCGAAACCGAUCACGAGUCCCGUACCCGACUCAUCGUACCCAGCCCUAGCCUUCUUGAUGCUCGCAAUCGGCCUCGUGAUCACUGCUUCCUUCUUCAUCUAUGAAGCAACCUCAUCAAGGCGAAAUCGCAGUCUUGCCAAGGAACUUAUAACAGGAGCAGUGGCUUCUGUUUUCUUGGGGUUUGGAUCUUUGUUUCUUCUACUAUCCUCUGGUGUUUAUGUUUAAUUUCUGAAGAUUGAGCUACUUAAGUUUUGUUAAAUGACAUCAAUUAAAAUGGAGUAUCUAUUGUUUAAGAUUGUUAGUUUAAUGAAUCCUUGUUAUUUGUGAGAAUGAGAAGUUAACAUUUACGGUUUCCCUCCCAAA